AUGCCGCUUCCCGAAGAUUCCGGGCUCUCAUCCAACUCAACGCGCGACGCAGUCCGCACUCGACUUACCGAGCUUCAGAUUCAAGCAAAUGCUAUUGCCGCAGAAAAACUCAAGCUGUACUCGUUGUGGAACUCCUCCCUCCCUAUCAACCGCCUUCCGCACGAGCUCCUAGUCCUCAUUUUUUCCGCAUUCUCCUGCGAAGCCACUACCAAAGACGCGAAAUGGAUGUUCUUUCACUGGAGGGCAACGAUGAUGCUGGUAUGCCGUGAAUGGUACAACCUGCUGACGUCGACGCCAACCCUUUGGUCGCUGUUGUAUGUCACCCCUACCCACCCACCACAUUUCAUAUCCACGCUCUUCUCCCGCUCCGCACACACACCUCUCGAUGUUCACUUCGUCGACUCUGAAGAUCCUGCGAUGGCCUAUUCCUCUAAGAACUUGAGUCUCGACGCCGUCCGGCCUGUCGCGGAUGCCCAAAACAGGAUACGGACGCUGGUGGUACCCAGGCAUGGCGGUUUGGUUUCUGCGGCGUUCGAACUCCUUUUCCGGGAAACGACCUGGCCCGCCCUCGAAUGUUUGCGCAUCUUUUUCGCGCGAAUCCACACCCCAAGAGACUACGUGAUGGACGUUCUUCGUCUCACUCCCGAACGGUUCCCGAAGCUGAAAGAGCUCUCCUUUACCGGCAUCAUCAUCCCCAUCGAACCGAGCGCAUAUCCCCGGCUCACAAAGCUCGCUCUACUUGGUUCUGGAGACGAAAUGCCCCCAUUCCAGGACUUCGUCGCUCUUCUUUCGACCGCGCGCAGUCUCACCACUCUGACGGUCUACAAGAUCGAUCUCGGCGAGGUCACAUCACCCGAGACUGUCGCCCUCCAGCCUCUCCUCCCCUUCACACUCCCCAAUUUGCGCCACCUCUCCCUCCACAGCAACCGUCUCGAUGAUUUUUCCACGCUCCUGCGUUUUCUUCGCCUGGACCCCUCAACGGACCUCCGCUUUCAUCCGAUGAACUGGGAGCGUAUAUACGACGACGAAGACGAGGAAGAGGAAGAAGAAGACGUUCAGCGCAGCAUCGUCGACGUCUUCUUCCCGCCGGAUGACGACGCCGUGGACGACGCCGAUGCCCUCCCGCUACCCAUAGCGCGCGUCCUGCGCUCCAUCGAGCUCAACGUCCAGGGCGGCUGCCCCAUGCUGUUCGCCUGGCGCGCGCCCAUCCCAGGCCCCGACGAUCCCGCGUUCGCGCUCUCGGCGGACACGUCCAGGGCCCAGCACUCCGACUACGGGCUCCCAGAAGCCCUCUGCGACCUCGUGACCCUCUUCAAGGGCGCGCCGCUCGCUCGCCUCAAGAUCACCGGCGCGCUGACCGAGGUCGAGGCGGGAACGUGGGGCGAGGUCUUCCGGGCGUUCCCGGACCUGAAGCUCCUCGAUCUGCGCGGCUCCGGCGACGCGUCCGCCGUCUUCGCCGCGCUCGCCGCCCCCGCGGCGGGCGAGCCUGAGGAGAACGGGGAGCCUGAGGCUUCCGUUGCGGGGCGCGGGUUCGCGUGCCCGGAUCUGCGGCGGGUCACGCUUGGGCAGGUGGACGAUCUCAAGUGGCCGGAAAGGAGCAAACAGCUGUUCGGGGCGAUGGUGGGUGCGCUGAGUGCGCGCGCGCAGGCGCAGGUGCCGCUCGAGUCGCUCGUUCUGCACCUUUCGGAGCCUUUCCCUCACGUGAGGGGAGGCUGGAGCGCGAAGUUGUUCCUCCAGAAGCUGCGGCGGGUGGUGGAAAAGGCUCCGACUGCCGUCUUUCCUCCCCCUCUAACUGACGCUGCACUCCUCACGCUCCUUCACGUCUUCGUAAUGUACGCCCUCGCUUUCAUGACCAUCGCGCUCGUGGCCAACGCUGCGGCCCUCUCCGUCCCCUCGCGCGGCCUCUUCGCUCGCCAGCUAUCGAUAGGCACCGUGCCCACGCAGUGCUCGUCGCAGUGCACCGCGAUCUCGACCACGAUCUCGUCCUGCUCGACCAUCGCCUGCCUCUGCACGGAGGCCGUCAACCGGGGCGUCGCGAGCUGCCUCCAGUGCUCGCUCUCGUCCGCCGCCGACGCCUCCCUGAUCGCACAGGGCCAACAGUCACUCGCCGCGUACGAGGACUCGUGCGCGGAAGCCGGCGCCGCCGUCGCCUCGAUCACGCUCAGCCUCUCCGCGGCGACUUCGGCGGCGGCGUCCACAGGCACGAGCGCGACGUCCGCCACAGGCACGACCGCCGCGCCGACCGCUGCGACCGCCGCGGUGUCCGCCACCGCGCCCAAGGCGCCGACCGCCGCGGCGUCCACAGCGACAGCAGCGAAGACGGAGGGCUCGAGCGGGCCUGUGAACCCGUUCAGCACCAACGGGAGCGGGCGCGGAGCGAGGGGGAGUUCCGCGGCGGUCGUGGCGGCCGCGGCGGCCGCGUUAAUUGCGCUUGUACUCUGA
Messenger RNA from Epithele typhae, 2442 nucleotides. RefSeq lists its product as uncharacterized. The transcript is spliced from 5 exons. The coding region runs from base 1 to 2442 and encodes 813 amino acids. The record is from RefSeq and is a predicted model, not a curated record. Lineage: Eukaryota; Fungi; Basidiomycota; Agaricomycetes; Polyporales; Epitheliaceae. Gene Ontology annotation, molecular function: protein binding.